Messenger RNA from Mytilinidion resinicola, 1301 nucleotides. RefSeq names its product eukaryotic type KH-domain (KH-domain type I). Lineage: Eukaryota; Fungi; Ascomycota; Dothideomycetes; Mytilinidiales; Mytilinidiaceae. Gene Ontology annotation, molecular function: RNA binding. Gene Ontology annotation, cellular component: small-subunit processome; nucleolus. The record is from RefSeq and is a predicted model, not a curated record. The coding region runs from base 120 to 1145 and encodes 341 amino acids. The transcript has a single exon.
CUUCAUAAACUAGGCCUAGGUGUUCUACCUAGCUCGACUUCCACUUCUCCAACUCCAAUACAAGGAAAUCCUCCCCACAACUCUCCCGGAGGUCCACAACCCACCCCCCACCGCCCGCCAUGCCCUCGACCUACAAAAAAGACAAACCAUGGGACACCGACGACAUCGACAAAUGGAAAGAAGACGCCUUCAAGCCCGAAGACAACAUCGGCGGCACCUUCGCCGAAGAGUCCUCCUUCAUGACGCUCUUCCCCAAAUACCGCGAAGUCUACCUCCGCACCGCCUGGCCGCUCAUCACGCGUUCGCUCGAGAAGUUCGGCAUCGCCUGCACGCUCGACCUCGUCGAGGGCAGCAUGACUGUCAAAACCACCCGCAAAACCUUCGACCCGGCCUCCAUCCUCAACGCGCGCGACCUGAUCAAGCUGCUGGCGCGGUCGGUCCCCGCGCCGCAGGCGGUCAAGAUCUUGGAGGAUGGAGUCGCCUGCGAUAUUAUCAAGAUUCGGAAUCUGGUAAGGAAUAAGGAUCGCUUUGUUAAGCGGCGGCAGCGGAUUUUGGGGCCGAAUGGCUCGACGCUGAAGGCGUUGGAGCUGCUUACGGAGUGCUACAUACUUGUGCAAGGAAACACGGUCUCGGCGAUGGGAGGGUACAAGGGCCUGAAAACUGUGCGCCGUAUCAUCGAAGACACGAUGGCGAAUAUCCACCCCAUUUAUGCGAUUAAGGAGCUUAUGGUCCGACAAGAGCUGGCCAAAGACCCGGAGCUGGUUGGCGAGAACUGGGACCGCUUCCUGCCGAACUUCAAGAAGCGGAGUCUGAGCAGGCGCCAGGUGCCGUUCAAGGUUUCGGAUAAGAGCAAGAAGCCGUAUACGCCGUUCCCGCCGCCACAGGAGAAGAGCAAGGUGGAUUUGCAGAUCGAGAGUGGAGAGUUCUUCUUGGGGAAGCAGGCGAAAGAGCGGAGGGCGCGGGAGGAGCGCGAGGAGAAGUUGAAGGAGAAAAUGGAGGCGAAGAAGGUGCAGAGGUUGCAGGAGUUUGUGCCGCCGGUGGAGGAGGGUGCCGUGAAGAAGAAGAGGAAGAGGGCAGAUGGAGAGGUCGGCGAGAAGAAAAAGAAGAAGAAAAAGAAGGUAGAGGCGGUGGAGGCGGAAGCGUGAUCGUGGUGCAACAUGUGGAUUUCAUUGCCUAGCAGAGCCGUGGCGUUCGGGGCGCUCUGGUAUCGGAUUGGAUGCACAGUCAUUGUUAGUUUAGAAUAGGGCUUUGUAUGAAGCUCUAUGAUGUCUUGCAAUUCAGAACCAACAUUUAGUCCAUCG